CCUUACCACAUCAUUCCAAAUUCAUUACAUUACCUUUCUUUCACAGUUUUCUAGCAAAUAAUAGUAGAGAAACAUGGCUCUGGGAAGAGGCAGUGCAUUGGUUCUACUAGUCUGCUUUUUUGUUCUUAACUCUGAGUUGGCUCAUGCUGCUACCUACACUGUUGGAGGUCCUGGAGGUUGGACCUUUAACACUGUUGGAUGGCCUAAUGGAAAACGCUUUAGGGCUGGUGAUACCCUUGUGUUCAACUAUAGUCCAUCAGCUCACAAUGUGGUGGCGGUGAACAAAGGAGGGUAUGAUAGUUGCAAGACUCCAAGAGGAGCAAAAGUGUAUAGGUCAGGAAAGGAUCAGAUCAGGCUUGCUAGGGGACAAAACUACUUCAUUUGCAACUUUGUGGGUCACUGCGAGUCCGGAAUGAAAAUUGCCAUCAAUGCUGCUUAAAUUUUACUAUAUUAAAGUCUAAUAUACCUAAUAAUUUAGGGUUCAACUUAUAUAUGUGUGUGUUUUUCAAUUUUCAUACCUCUUGUUGUACCUGUUCUUUAUGUACUUCUUGAAUCAUGUAGAAGUUUUAUUAUCCUUAAAUUAAAUAAGUGGAUAGGUGGGUGUGAAGUGUUAAGUGUUCCAUGUAUGCUGCUAUAUGUUAGUCAUCAUGGAUCUAGUAGUAACAAAUAAUUUGUGUAAUAUGAUUUCUGGGUCUCUCAGGAUGUUAUGUAGCGAACCAAUUGUUUGAAGGGAACUACAAUUGAUUUAAAUUUACCAUUGUUAUUAUUCUU
Molecule: messenger RNA, 771 nt
Organism: Medicago truncatula (barrel medic)
Lineage: Eukaryota; Viridiplantae; Streptophyta; Magnoliopsida; Fabales; Fabaceae
Product: basic blue protein
Exons: 2
Coding region: 74-439 (121 amino acids)
Cellular component (GO): plasma membrane
Molecular function (GO): electron transfer activity
Source: RefSeq, a predicted model, not a curated record